Messenger RNA from Vanrija pseudolonga, 952 nucleotides. RefSeq lists its product as uncharacterized. NCBI's taxonomy places the organism in Eukaryota, Fungi, Basidiomycota, Tremellomycetes, Trichosporonales, Trichosporonaceae. Bases 45 to 707 code for a protein of 220 amino acids. The record is from RefSeq and is a predicted model, not a curated record. The transcript has 5 exons.
CAUCCGCCCACUCACUCAUUUCACUCACCCAUUUCCUUCACACCAUGUCGGCUUCGUCCUCCUCGUCUUCAGCUGCCGCCUCGAGUCCACCUCGUUUCUCUUUCUCACCGAGCGCACGCGAGGCCGACCGAGCGGCUGGAUUUGACCCAGUGGGUCCCGUUGUUACUUCACGUAGGAUAUACCUGUACGGCGUAGGGCGCUAUUGGGCCAAGGACGACCACGGCAAGCUCAUAGACGUCAUGAGUGUUGACGGUUUCCACCCCACGCUGCUCCCUGGGUGUAAACACGCCGAGACGUACUCUAGCAACGAAACGCUGGAGUAUGAAACUGUCGCGCUGGCUGCCAAGGUCCUCGCGACCUGGCAGAAUACCUCUGGCCCCAACGCCAACUGGAAUGCGUGUGCGUACGCCCCGGAUGGACCUAGGCCACAUCUAGGAAACGCCCCCCCGAGGCGUUACGUCCAUGGCUCGCUCGCUGCGUGCCCGGGCGGCAAAGCGCCCAGCACAGGGGCGAUGUAUGACGAGCUGCUCCGCUUCGGGCCGAUCGAGGAUCUCUUCGUCACCACCCACCCCAACGACCCGGACUUUGGGCCCCCCCCGGUGGAGUGGCGCGCGAACGUUGCUUUCUGCGGCGAGGAGGCUGGCCAGGCCUUCGAGUUUGAGUACGGCCAGGGCGGGGUCCUCGGCCCAUUCAACGUGUUCGUCUGAAAACAACUCGGUAACCAUUGACGAGUUCAACUUUCCUCCCUUCCUUUGGCCACCUUCUCUGCACCGUCGUCGAGAGGCUGCAGGUCGAUCCCCCUCGCCGUCCAUGACGGUCGUUCUGCAGACCCCGGUAUAUGAUAGUGUGGAGGUGAUGGGUGCGCCGGUACCCAUCCCAGAGGCCGCCUCGGAAACAGAGGCAUCAACCAAGCAGGUCAAUUAGAGUGGUUUGUUUACUCUGUGAUGCCACU